GCUUUGCGCCCGAAGAAGGUGCGAGGGGCUGGAUCUCUCCCCACACCUCCCGCCUGAGGCCAGGCGCCAGGUGUCGCCCGGUGCUGGUGCCGGUGCCUGAUAGCCAGUUUGGGAGCGAGCCUCAGGUCAACCAACCAAUGCCUCAGACACAUAAGCAAAUAUGCAUCCCCCCGGAGCUGCCGGAAUUGCUGAAGCAAUUUACCAAAGCCGCCAUUCGGACCCAGCCGCAAGAUCUCAUCCAGUGGGCCGCCGAUUAUUUUGGGGCUAUGUCCCGUGGAGAGGUUCCUCCGGUGAGAGACUGGUCUGAGCGAGUGACUUUGUCUAACUGGGCUGAGCUUACACCGGACCUGCUAAAGAUCCUGCAUUCUCGGGUUGCUGGCAGACUGAUUGUCCAAGCAGAUGAGCUGGCCCAGAUGUGGAAGGUGCUGAAUCUCCCACCCGACCUGUUUAAUAGUGUGAUGAACGUGGGCCGCUUCAUGAAGGAGAUUGAGUGGCUGAAGUUUCUCGCCCUUUCUUGCAGCUCUCUUGGAGUUACCAUUGCCAGAACCCUCAAGAUAGUGUGUGAAGUGCUAUCAUCUGACCACGAUGGUGGCCCUCCCCGGAUCCCUUUCAGCACCUUCCAGUUUCUCUACACAUAUAUUGCUGAAGUGGAUGGGGAGAUCUCUGCAUCACAUGUCAGUCGAAUGCUCAACUACAUUGAACGGGAAAUUAUUGGUCCUGAUGGUUUAAUCAAGGUGAGUGACUUUACCCAAAACCCCAGUGUUCGGCUGGAAUAA
Globicephala melas (long-finned pilot whale) is the source of this 776-nucleotide messenger RNA. It is a transcript of the gene ROPN1, whose product is annotated as rhophilin associated tail protein 1. Gene Ontology annotation, biological process: sperm capacitation. The record is from RefSeq and is a predicted model, not a curated record. NCBI's taxonomy places the organism in Eukaryota, Metazoa, Chordata, Mammalia, Artiodactyla, Delphinidae. Gene Ontology annotation, cellular component: motile cilium; cytoplasm.